GCAGAGAAGCGAGGCCUUUUGGGUCAUCACAAAACCCACACAGGGGAGAAGCCAUAUCAAUGCAACGACUGUGGAAGAUUUUAUAGUACCUCAUCAGCCCUUAAAAGUCAUGUGAAAACUCACACGGGGGAAAAAAAUCACAAAUGUUUGGAGUGUGGGAGAACAUUUGCUUACUUAUGUUCCCUUACAAGUCACAACCGAAUCCAUACAGGAGAGAAGCCCCACAAAUGCUCAGAUUGUGAUAAAUGUUUUUCUCGGAAAGAUACCCUUGUGAUGCAUCAACGAAUCCACACUGGAGAGAAACCGAAUAAGUGUCUGGAGUGUGGGAAAUGUUUUGCCCAUCCUUCAUCACUUCUCAUACAUACCCGAAGUCACGCAAAAGAGCGGCCUCACAAGUGCACAAAGUGUGAGAAAUCUUUUCAUAGUGAAUCAGACCUUAAAAAGCACCAGAAAGUCCAUAGCAGAUAAAUCUCUUCAGAAAAACCUUGUGGGACCCUCCCCUUUUUCUCCCCAACAGUCAUAUCUUAAAGUUAACCAAGAACUUCACAAACUGACAGAAAGGUAAUCCUACAAUUGUUUUGUGUGGGGAAAAUGGUUUUCCUAGUCAACCACCUCAAAUUCCAUCAGAAUACACAACGAUGCAAAAGGGCAUGUAGGUGCUGGGUGUGAGGUUGUUUUGCUCACAAAACAGCAUUAGUCACUUAUCUGAGUCAUUAUACAAAAGAGUUAUGAGAGUGCAAGGAGUAGAUAUGUUUUGCAGAGUACAGAAAGUCCUUGACUUAUGACCACAACUUGGAAUGGAUUUCUGAUCAUAGGUUGCUACAGUCGUAAGUCAAGGAACCAGGUAUUUCUGUUAAUUUUUACCAAACUUUGUUGAUCAAUGAAGAGAACUGAAUAUUUAGAGAGGAGAAAAUGGGUUGUGGGGUGGAAUGAAGAUGCAUCUGGUGAUUUAUUUAACAAUAAAGGGUUGAUGUGGAAUAUGCUGGCUGAGGAUGAAGAGGGAAAGUUUAUUUUUCUUGCUAUUUUUUUGGAGGGAUUGUUUUUCUUUUCGUUUAUUGGUUUUGUAUGCCACCCACUCCGGAAGGACUCCGUUGUCUUUUUCAUAUACAAGACACGUCUUUUUCAUACAUGGCAUCGGACCUGGGUACCUGAGAGACCGCCUCCUGCCGAUCACC
This is a messenger RNA of Thamnophis sirtalis, 1175 nucleotides long. Lineage: Eukaryota; Metazoa; Chordata; Lepidosauria; Squamata; Natricidae. The record is from RefSeq and is a predicted model, not a curated record.